This is a messenger RNA of Darwinula stevensoni, 282 nucleotides long. The record is from the annotation of a GenBank genome assembly. NCBI's taxonomy places the organism in Eukaryota, Metazoa, Arthropoda, Ostracoda, Podocopida, Darwinulidae.
AUGCAGUUGUUGGCUUUUGGAAUGAUGGUAAUGGUGAGGUUGAAGGACACCGUCGCUGUCGCGGUUGAGAACAGAGGAUCGCGGGAAGGGAAGGAAUCUUCUUCGGAUCCUCACCAGCACGUGGACAAGUCGGAUGAGCAUGGGGAAGAAGAUGACAUGCGGGACUUGCAAGACUGCAUGGGUCGCUGCCUCUCCGAUGCGGGAAUCCGCUGGAGAGCCACGUUCACGACACCGUUUCACGAAUGCAAGGAGAGUUGCCUGAAUGAACUCGGCUUGCUUUAA